This is a messenger RNA of Colletotrichum spaethianum, 708 nucleotides long. RefSeq lists its product as uncharacterized. Bases 1 to 708 code for a protein of 235 amino acids. The transcript is spliced from 2 exons. NCBI's taxonomy places the organism in Eukaryota, Fungi, Ascomycota, Sordariomycetes, Glomerellales, Glomerellaceae. The record is from RefSeq and is a predicted model, not a curated record.
AUGGCCGAGGCAACUUCUGCAGCGCAGCCAACAUCGGCUUCGACACCGACACUGCUGCCACGCGUCGCCAUCCAAUUCUGCACUCAGUACAACUUUGAUUCCCAGUUCGCCCAAGAGCUCCUCUCGACGUUCUCAACUUCCAUCGGCGAAGUCGCCCUCCAGCCCUCGACAGGCGGCACCUUCACCGUUACCCUCACCCACCUCCCCGCCGGCGCCGAAACGACCUCGACGACGAUCCUCUGGGACCGCAAGACGGAAGGAGGCUUCCCCGAGACCAAGGAGCUCAAGCGCCGCCUCCGCGACGUCAUCCAGCCCGACAGGGACCUUGGCCACGUCGACCGCAAGCACGCGAAGCCUGCCACCGAGACAACAGCAACAACAACAACAACAACAACAACAACAACGUCCGACACCCCAGCUUCGGACGCAGUGGCAGCGGCGCCGACAAUGGCCCCCUCUUCCGCCUCCUCCGUCUCGGACGUCAUCUCCCAGCUCAAGAAGCACCCCGCAAACGCGAACAAGAGCCCCGCUGGCGGAGAGGAACAGAGCACCCUCAGCGACGCGGCCCGCGACGCCAUUGGCGCCGCGCGCGGCAACACCGGCCAAAAGGCCAAGGCCGAGAUCUCGCCCGCGGGUCAGCUGCCGGGGCAGCAGUACGAUGAACCGCCGGCCAAGUUCAACAAGGAGAAGUGCGAGGACUGUGCCUGA